AUGACUUCUAUUAUGUUUGAUAAUACAAUUUCUUCAACAACAUCUUUCGAUUCACUUGUAUCAUUUCAAGAACAAUUCUCUCUAGUUUUGUAUUUUGGAUUUAUUAUUGCUUUUAUAUUAGCUUUUGCUAUAGGAGCAAAUGAUACAGCUAACUCUUUUGGUACAUCUGUUGGAUCGAAAGCAUUAACACUCAUUCAAGCAUAUAUACUUGCAUCAAUCUUUGAAACAUUAGGAGCAGCAUUACUUGGUUACCAAGUAACUGAUACAAUGCGUAAAGGUGUUGUUGAUGUAAAUGUUUAUGAUGGAUCUCCAGGUGAAUUAAUGUUAGGUCAAAUUGGUGUUUUAGCCGGUUGUGGUGCUUGGCUUCUAAUUGCUACUUGGUUAAAAGCUCCUGUAUCAACUACACACUCAAUUGUUGGAGCUACCAUUGGAUUUUCCUUAGUUCUUCGAGGAACUUUAGGCAUUAAUUGGUAUCAAAUUGGAAAAAUUGUUGCUUCAUGGUUUGUAUCUCCAAUUUUGUCAGGUUUUGUUUCUCUAGCAGUUUUAAGCAUCCUUCAGUUAAUUUUACAAUUUUGGACAAAAGAAUAUAUUGGAGCAAUUAAAAUUCUUCCAAUUCUUCUUGUUAUUACAGUUGCUGUUAAUUGUUUUGCAAUCCUUUAUGAAGGUCCAACACUUUUUAAUAUUAAUACUUUAACAUCAUAUGAAAUUUGUGGAAUUUCUUUGAUUAUUGGUAUUAUAUGUGGAAUUGCAACAUUAUUAUUUGUUAAAUAUUACCUGAAUAAGCAAAUAAAAUCUAUAUUAAAUGGAGAUGUUCCAAAAUUAGAUGAAGAAAAAGAAAAAAAAGAUUCAGAAUAUUUUUCUUGCCCACUUAAUGAUGAAUUUGAAAAGGCUGCUCAAUUAAUUAAUAAAAAUUCUAAUAGUACUAAAGCACUUCUUGCUGAUGAAAAAACAUCUAAAGAUGAAGUUUCAUUAAGUGAUAUAAUAAAAGUUGAUAGAAGUAAUGAAAAAAAUGAACAAAUAAUAUUAUUUGAAACAGGAUACUCACAGGAGGAACUUGAAUUAAUGUGUAUGAAUAAAGUUUUUGGAUAUCUUCAAAUACUUACUGCAUGUUUUGGUGGCUUUGCACAUGGUGGUAAUGAUGUCUCAAAUUCUAUUGCACCAAUUGUAUCAAUCUUUUCUAUUUGGAAUGAAGGUGAUGUCAAACAAACUGGUGGAACUCCAUUUUCUUUAUUACUUUUUGGAGCAAUGGGGAUGUGUAUUGGUUUAUGGCUUUUAGGUCAUCGUGUUAUAUAUACAGUUGGUAAAAACUUAACUGAAAUAACACCUUUAAAAGGAUUUUCUAUUGAAUUUGGUUCUGCAGCUACUGUUUUGUUUGCUUCAAAAUUAGGUUUACCAAUAAGUUCAACACAAUGUAAAAUUGGUUCUAUAAUGUUUGUAGGAAUUUUUGAUAAAACAGCUACUUUUGAAUGGCAUACAUUUAAAGGUAUUGCUGCAUCAUGGUUAAUAACUUUACCGGCAACAGCUGGUUGUAGUGCCAUUAUUACUUGGAUUCUUAAAUUUUUAAUUUUAUAA
This is a messenger RNA of Strongyloides ratti, 1572 nucleotides long. Its product is annotated as Phosphate transporter family-containing protein. The record is from RefSeq and is a predicted model, not a curated record. Gene Ontology annotation, biological process: phosphate ion transmembrane transport. Lineage: Eukaryota; Metazoa; Nematoda; Chromadorea; Rhabditida; Strongyloididae. Gene Ontology annotation, cellular component: membrane. The transcript has 4 exons. Bases 1 to 1572 code for a protein of 523 amino acids. Gene Ontology annotation, molecular function: phosphate transmembrane transporter activity.